Molecule: messenger RNA, 2445 nt
Organism: Python bivittatus (Burmese python)
Lineage: Eukaryota; Metazoa; Chordata; Lepidosauria; Squamata; Pythonidae
Source: RefSeq, a predicted model, not a curated record
AGAAGAAAGAGAGCUGGCUGAAGGCAGGGGUGGCGUAGCUAAGUAGCAGGCGGUGCAGGCUUUUGAAGAAUCCAGCACUGGGGAAAGAUGGCAUCUGUGUUCCAGAGUGUGGGAUCACGCAUCGGCUGGCGGAGCCAUCAGGUUCUGUCUGACUUUGAGGAGAGUCCUGUGCCAGAUCGAUUCAGGAAGAAGACUUCUCUCAACAUGAAUAGUGUGCGGAUGUCUCUCCAGAAGAGAAUGCCUUUAAAAGAAGUAGAGAUGAAUUUCAACGAGAAUCCAACGUGGGAGAGCCUGGAGGCUAAGGAGAAAAACCCAAACCUCCGGGUGCUUACAAGAACAGCCAAAAAUGUAUUUGGAACAAUGUCACAGAAAAUGCAAAGGAGCUGCCGAGGUCCCACUCGUGCUCUGGCCGCUUCUGUAGCCAAGGGCCCCAGAGCCAAGAACAGAGGCUCCACUAAAACUCCAAACUUCUCUCCCCGGACCCCUCGUCGAAACAAUAAGAAGCUGGCCUCCACCUCGACACCAACAUCCAGCACUAGGAUUGUGUCCCCUCCCAGCAAGGGUCCUGGGUCCUGUCAGCGUACACACCUCCUGCCUCUCCGCAGAUCCAUGAGGGCUGCAGCCUUGAAAAGCCCCUACGGUUCUCCAGUUUCUCUUGCUGCAAGAAGGCAGCUUGAUUGUGAUUUGGAGCUGGUCUCCACGGGCAUUCGCCAACUGAAGCGCCUCUCUCGGGCUUUCAACGACAUCAUCGUUCAAGAAGAGAGAGAUCAAGCAAUCCUAAACUAUUAUGAAAUUAUGGCACAGAACAUCCGGGCAGUGCAAUUGCAGUCUGGAAGCCUGGGUCAAUGUCUUCGGAGGCACGCAGGGAGAGUGCGGUGGACAUUCAACACCUGGGCUGAUAAUAAUUUCAAAUAGUAUUAAUCUGGAAGCGUUUGCAGGAUGGACGUUUGCAUCUGUUUUUAAUAAGCUUUUAAAAUCUACACUGAAUCAACUCUACUUCAAAUAAGCUUGUGUCGUAAAAUGCUAACUUAUAAGAGACCUCACUUGUCCUUCUUAUAGACUUUAUGUAUGCAAGUUUCUAUGCUGAAAUUAACCCUAUUUAUAACCUUAAGCCAAACUGCAGUUGCAUUUGGGGCCUCAUUCAUUGUUACAGAGUCUUAGCAGCUUUUUAAUAACCUUUAAUCUAUGCGUUCUUUCAGCAUUUUAUUCUCAUUAUGCUGUGUUGAAUGAGUUGUUGGAACUGUGUGCCCUGCAAGAGCUGCAAGGAAAAGUACAACAUGUAGUAUGGAAUUCAGCUUUCUCAGAACAUUUGAUUUAAUUAAAAAAAUACAACAUGAAGGCUCAAGUUCUUACCGCCAAAAAUAUGUCUAGAGCAGUGUUUCUCCACCUUGGAAAGAUGUGUGGACUUCAACUCCCAGAAUUCCCCAGCCAGCAUGGUCUAGAGGAUUAUUGAUAACAUACUUAAUAUCUCGGGGUUUCUUCAGAAACCCCCAGAUCCAAGAUCAACUCCCCACACGAGUUCUGUGGCCAGUUCUGGGCACCAGAUUUUAAGAAGCCAUCAGAGAAAAAGGAACAGAUUAGGGUUGACUAGGCCUUAAGAGGAACAUCAGGAUACCAAGCCAAGAAAAGAGAACAAUAUGAUGGCCCUUUUUAAUAUCUGAAAGAAAGUCACACAGAAGGAACAGAUAAUUUUGUUCCUUCCUCCCCUGUGGUAGCUGAGGAAAAUCCCUAUCCUGAAGUUACUCUGCAUUAGACAUAAAUCACCCCUUGGUACAAAUAAACCAAGGCAGGUUCAUUGGUAUCAGUAAUAAUCAGUAAUAAAUCAAGGGCAGGGGGAUGAAAGACUUAGUGUUUCUCUUGUUCUGUGGUUCUGCAUUGUGCAUCUAAAAAAAAAGCUGUACUAAAUGCAAAGACAUAUUGAAUGCCACUUCUACAUUUCUCCAGAUUAAAAAAAGUUAUUUGGAUUGAGCUAGGCCAGGUGUACAGAAAUCUGUUUUUAUUUUUUCCAGUGGAGGGCUGCAUUUUCUCAGGAGGAGACUAACUUUGUAGGCUGCACUGGAGUGUGAAUUUUUCUAGUAGGAUGUUGGGGGAUUGAACUGAUGGGGGGGGGGGGUGUUGCAUGUCAAAAAAGUCAAGUUGGCCUGAACUGCAUGAUCAAAGCUGUAUCUUUAUAUGGGCGCUUCCGUGAGCCUACCAUCUUAACUCUUUUGACUGCCCCCUGUAAAAAUCCCUGAUUAACUGCUUUGAGAAUUAAAUGAAGAGCCGCAAAUUUGCCACUGAGUUAUGUCUUUUCCUACUUUUCAGCUGAAUGUCUUUUUUUACAUGAUUAAUUACUAGUUAGUCAAGCUUUAUAAAUGAAGUACACCGUGAUCCAUGUAAUGGACAUCCUACGUAAGCCUUAUGUCUUCUAUUUUCAGCCCUAUUUCCUGAUGUAUCUUGAUGAUU